Messenger RNA from Saccharomyces kudriavzevii IFO 1802, 1191 nucleotides. RefSeq names its product RNA polymerase III-inhibiting protein MAF1 (gene MAF1). Gene Ontology annotation, cellular component: nucleus. NCBI's taxonomy places the organism in Eukaryota, Fungi, Ascomycota, Saccharomycetes, Saccharomycetales, Saccharomycetaceae. Gene Ontology annotation, molecular function: RNA polymerase III core binding. The coding region runs from base 1 to 1191 and encodes 396 amino acids. The transcript has 2 exons. Gene Ontology annotation, biological process: negative regulation of transcription by RNA polymerase III. The record is from RefSeq and is a predicted model, not a curated record.
AUGAAAUUUAUUGAUGAGCUAGAUAUAGAAAGAGUGAACCAAACCCUCAAUUUCGAGACAAAUGAUUGCAAAAUCGUCGGCAGUUGCGAUAUUUUCACAACAAAGGCAGUUGCGUCAGACAGGAAAUUAUACAAGACCAUUGAUCACCAUUUAGAUACCAUUUUACAAGAAAAUGAAAACUACAAUGCUAGCCUUCAGCAGCAGCUAGCAGCUCCUGAAACAAACCAAUCGCCUUGCUCAUCACCAUUUUAUCCCAAUAGGAGAGAUAGCAGCUCUUUUUGGGAACAAAAAAGAAGAAUAUCCUUCAGUGAGUACAAUAAUAAUACCAGUAACAGCAAUGGAAAUAUCAGCAGCGGUGGCAACAAUAACUAUUCUGGAGCUAACGGCAUAUGUUCGGCAGCUUUUUCUAAAAGUGUCAAGUUAAAUGAUCAGAAUUUGAAAGAAUUAGUGUCCAAUUAUGACUCUGGUUCCAUGAGUUCAUCUUCUCUUGAUUCAUCUUCCAAGAAUGACGAAAAAAUAAGAAGAAGAAGAAGUAGCAGCAGUAGUAGCAGUUUUAAAAGUAGUAAGUCAUCGAAUAAUCAUCACAAUACUGGUACGGCUGCCAAUAACAUUAACAAGAGAAGAAAAUCUUCAAUAAACGAAAGACCAAGCAAUCUAAGUUUGGGUCCAUUUGGCCCUAUAAAUGAACCUUCGAGCAGGAAAAUAUUCACUUAUUUAAUCGCUAUUCUCAACGCUUCUUAUCCCGAUCAUGAUUUUUCAUCGGUGGAGCCAACUGAUUUUGUCAAAACGUCAUUGAAGACAUUUAUUUCGAAAUUUGAAAAUACUUUAUAUUCUCUUGGAAGGCAACCAGAAGAAUGGAUUUGGGAGGUUAUAAAUUCCCACAUGACUCUUUCUGAUUGUGUUCUUUUCCAAUAUUCGCCCUCAAACUCCUUUCUAGAAGAUGAACCUGGCUACCUUUGGAACCUCAUAGGUUUCCUUUAUAACAAGAAAAGAAAGAGAGUUGCUUAUCUAUAUUUAAUCUGUUCGCGUCUAAAUUCGAGUACAAGUGAAGUCGAAGAGACUUCAGUGAAGAAACCGAAGGGGAAACUUAUAAUAGAUGAUGGUUCAAAUGAAUAUGAAGGAGAAUACGAUUUCGCCUAUGACGAAAACGUAAUAGACGAUAAAUCAGAUCAUGAAGAGCCCCUACAUUAG